This is a messenger RNA of Rotaria sordida, 2424 nucleotides long. Lineage: Eukaryota; Metazoa; Rotifera; Eurotatoria; Philodinida; Philodinidae. The record is from the annotation of a GenBank genome assembly.
AUGAGUGGUCUGAAUCUUACAUGUCAUGCAGUAUCUGUCUCGAAUGUUGUUGGUAUUGUUGGCCCAAGCUAUUCAAGAGAAGCUCAUGUAAUUGCUCCUUUUAGUAAAGUAAUUGGUAUACCUGUUAUAUCACAUUCUGCAACUGACCCUGAUUUAUCUAAUCGAAAUGCUUAUCCUAAUUUUUAUCGUACAGUUGCUUCGGACUUUGUAGUUGCAGCAGCCCUUGCAAAAUUAUUCAUUCGAUAUAAAUGGACAACAUGUACAAUAAUUUAUCAAAAUGAUGCAUUUGGAGCUGGCGGAGCUAAUGCUAUAAGUGAAGCAUUUAAUAAUAGUCGCUUAACAGUCAGCCAAAUGAUUGUAUUUGAUACUGCUACACUUAGUACUCGUGGUGAUUUGAAAAGCCUUUUAAUUAAUGCUCCAACACGAAUGGUUGUUGUAUGGGCUGAUUCACUUUAUACAUCUUUGCUUUUACAAAAGGCUCUUGACUCUAAUAUAGUUGGUCCAUUUUUUACAUGGAUACUAAGUAGCAAUAUUUUAUUAAAUUCUUUCAAUCAAACAUUUUAUAAAAACUUAACUGGAAUGUUUCUGAUUGAACCAGUUGUAGGGUCAUUUUUCAAUGAACCAAUUAAUACAACAUUAUUAGAUGCAGCAUAUAGUAUUUGGCAACAAUAUGAGCCUGAAUCAUUUCCUCGAUCCAUGAAUGUAAAUAAUUAUGCAUUAUUUGCAUUUGAUGCAACAUGGACAUUAAUUCAAUCAUUACAAAAAUUGUGUGCAUCAAAAAUAAAUAUUUCUUCUUCAUAUUUGUCAUUUAUUGGAUCUUCAUACUGUUUUAAUCGUCAUUUCAUUCAUUCUAAGUUAUUGUUAGAUGCAGUUGGUAGAACAGAAUUUCUUGGUGUGUCUGGUCGUAUACGAUUUAGUGAUAAUGUAACAGACAGAAUAACUGGUUUGUAUUGUUCUGCAAAAAAUGUUCAACUUUUAUCGAAUGGUUUGAGUUUUGUGCCUGUAUUAGAAUAUUUUCAUCCUAAUGAUUGGAAAUUACCUAUAAAAGAAAAUGUUAUACUAUGGCCUGGUAAUUCAUUAAUACCACCUACUGAUAAAGCAAUUCUCGAAGGUGUAAAUUUACGAAUAUGUCUUGUUGGAGCAGUUCCAUUUCUAAUGGUUAACGAGAUUAAAGAUGUAUCUGGACAAACUACGAUACAAUACACUGGCUAUUUGCCCGAUCUUAUUAAACUUUUACAUAGUAAAAUGAGAUUUAUUCCAACUAUUGAAUUAGCACCAACAAAUAAAACAUAUUAUGAACUAAUUCAAUCAGUACAUGAUGGUGUUUAUGAUAUGUUGAUAGGUGAUGUGACUGUUACCGCUAAACGAAGAGGAAUAGUCAGCUUUUCCAAUGCUAUAUUUGAUAAUUCUAUGAGUAUUUUAAUGCGAAAAGAAGUCGCUGUACCUAUUGAUCUGUUCUCAUUCUUAAAACCAUUUUCACGUAGUCUCUGGUUUCUAUUCGCAGGUACCUUAAUCUAUGCUGGUAUUUUGAUGUAUAUAAUAGAGAGACAACAUAAUGAGGUAUUACAAAAUCAACCAAUAUUGUCUCAAAUUGCAAGGAGUGUAUGGUAUGCUUUUGGCAAUGUUGUUGGAUAUGGUGUAGAGUUUUCUAUCACUACAGCUGCUGGACGUUUAUUAACUGGUAGUUUAUAUAUCUUAAGUUUGAUAUUAGUAGCAUCAUAUACUGCAAACUUAGCAUCUGAUCUGACAAUAGCAAAAUCAAAAGCUAUUAUUUCUGGAAUUGAUGAUAUUAAAAAUGGAAAAAUACCAUAUAAGCGUAUUGGUAUUUAUCCAGGUUCAUCUCUUGAAGAGUAUUAUUUGAGAGAAAUAUCUAAUGGUGUUCGAAAUUAUUAUUCAGCAGGAUCUCUAGACGAAUUAUAUUCUAGUCUACUUGCAAAUAUUAUUGAUGCAGUUUUUUGGGAUACAGGUACUAUUGAAUAUGCUACAAAUAAUGUAUAUUGUAAUUUAACUUUAAUUGGAAAUGAUUUUGAUAAAAGUGUAUAUGGUAUUGUUACUCCUUAUAACUGGUUAUAUGCACAAGAUUUAGAUGUGAAUAUUCUAGCAUUAAGAGAAGGAGGUGAUCUGGAGAUAUUAAGAAAAAAAUGGUUUGAAUUAAAGACCUGUCCUGACUCAUCUGAAAUAUCGACAGAGAUCGGAAUUGAAGCAACAAGUGGAUUAUUUUUGGUUUUUGGAGUGAUGAGUAUUUUAUCAUUAUUAUUAUUUGCAUGGGGAGAACGACAUAAUAUAAAAAACUAUGUACUUCAAUUGAUAUAUCGAAGGAAAUCUUCAGCCGAAACAAAAGACACUAUGAACAGACGCUUAAGCAAAGCUUCUGCGCAGUCACAAAAUUAUCAAAUAGAGUUACCCGAUAUUUCACAUUUUUAA